AUGAAGAAACAUUCCUUUAAUGUCCAUUCUUCGUUUCUGAAUCAUCAUCAUCACCCAACAACACAUGGAAAACAUUCCAACCAUCAUCAGUUCAACAAGAAUGAUUUUUAUGGAAAUAAUAGAUAUCAUAGAGAUGAGAAUAAUGAACAAGUAGAAAAUUCAACUUUUCCGAACAAGGCUCAAUCUUCUUCUUCCGAAUCUAGCUUUAACAACAAGAGUGUAUCUUGGCUCGGACUCACUCGAGUGAAUAAAGUUGAUGAACGGUUUAGAACGAAUCAAUCCCGAGAUUUAGCUUUACAAUUUUUGGAUGAUGAGGAAGAACUCAAAAGUAAUGAGCCAACAAUCACCCAAGAGAAUGAUGAAACACAUGAGCAAGAUAACAAUGAAAAUAGAAAAAAACGAAAAUAUAGCAGCGAGGAAGAUGAUGAAGAACUUGAUGAUACCCCUCGAUUAUUUGAUGAUGAUGUUGAAUCUGAACAAGAAGAGGACGAAAGAGAACUCGACAUUUCUGAACGAACCAACGAUGCUACAACAGCUGCAGUCAUUAAUAUUUGGGCAAAGAAACAGAAAAUUAAUGAGCAUAAGGAUGUGCGGUUGGGAAAUGUUUGGGUCAUGAGCAAUGCUCGGGUGCCUGUGGAUAAGGCAUCACUUUCGAAAAAUAUUACCGAUGCAUUGCAGAAUCGACCAAAUCCAAUUCAUGAGCUAUUUGCUGUCCAGAGAGCUGUCGUUCCAGUUUUGAUAGCUAUGAGCAAGAGUGGAACUCCUGGUGACAUUUGUAUUGGCUCACCAACUGGUAGUGGUAAAACGCUUGCCUAUGUUUUGCCUAUUGUUGAAGUGUUGUCAUCACUCAAGUUCACGAAACUGAGGGCCAUUGUUGUGACACCAACACACCAAUUAGUGAACCAAGUGGCUUCAGUAUUUCGCUCAUUUGAAAGUUGCACUUCUCUAACAGUGAAGGCGCUCAAUCCACACAAUCGAUUCGAGAUUGAACAAGCAGAAUUAAUCGAUCCUAACACAGGAGACGCAAAAGUUGACAUUGUUGUUGGACAACCUUAUCUAAUUUAUGAACAUAUCAAAAAGACCAAAGGCUUCACCUUAGAAAAUUUGCGAUUCAUUGUGUAUGAUGAAGUUGAUGCGUUACUUUCUGACGAACAUUCUUCCUUUGUUAAAGGAAUUUCUGACGCUUAUCAUAAUUGUGAUGCUGUGAUCAAUCGACGAGCAAAAACUCAAAUAAUUCCAAACAUUCCACUCCCAGUUGCUUAUUCCUUUGCAAGAACCAUUUGUUGUUCUGCGACUAUUACACCUCAUGCUGGUAAACUGGAUAUCAUCAAAUUAUUUAGACCUCAAUUUUUCACAUAUCUUGCACCUGCAAAAUUGAGGGCUUCCUUAGACAUUUCUAGCUCUCUUGAGGAUCCUUUGGUUGGAAAGAAAUACUACAUUCCAGACACUCUAGCUCAAUUUAUUGUUAAAUAUGAAGCCGUCACAAAACCACUGUAUUUAAUUGCUCUUCUGCUGGACAACAAGUGUCGAAGUAAAAAGACUCUUGUGUUCUGCAAUGAUGCUUCAACUGCUAUGCGAUUAAACAUGCUGUUAGAGACAGCAGUAAGUGAGGGAGCAUUUAACUCGAAAGAUGCUUUUGGCGUAGCUCCUGAACUCAACACAAAGUUUUCUAGAUAUUAUAAUCCAAAGGACAAGAAGUCAACAAGCAUUCUUUCUCAAUUUAAGAAAGGAGUAUUUAAUGUCAUGAUUUGUACAGACGUCAUUGGAAGAGGUUUUGAUAUCGAAGUUGAUUUUGUGAUCAAUUAUGAUGCUCCUCUAACUUUAAAGACCUACAUUCACAGAAUUGGUCGUACCUCUAGAGCUGGAAAAGAAGGAACGUCCUUUACAUUCUUGACUGGCCCAGAAAUUGAGACGUACAAAUCAAAAUUAAUGGCACGAGCUGAGAUGAGCAAUUUAUUGGAAGAAUUCAUUAUUCCUCACAAACGUUUGAACAAAUUUGUUGAGCCAUUCAGAUUCCUUAUUGACAAGUACAAGGAACGAGUGACGCGAUCAACAUUUAGGAAGUAA
This is a messenger RNA of Naegleria fowleri, 2067 nucleotides long. RefSeq lists its product as uncharacterized. NCBI's taxonomy places the organism in Eukaryota, Heterolobosea, Eutetramitea, Acrasida, Naegleriidae. The record is from RefSeq and is a predicted model, not a curated record. The transcript is spliced from 3 exons. The coding region runs from base 1 to 2067 and encodes 688 amino acids. Gene Ontology annotation, molecular function: ATP binding; nucleic acid binding. Gene Ontology annotation, cellular component: nucleus.